This is a messenger RNA of Spathaspora passalidarum NRRL Y-27907, 1962 nucleotides long. RefSeq lists its product as uncharacterized. The transcript has a single exon. The record is from RefSeq and is a predicted model, not a curated record. Lineage: Eukaryota; Fungi; Ascomycota; Pichiomycetes; Serinales; Debaryomycetaceae. Bases 1 to 783 code for a protein of 260 amino acids.
AUGAUAUUUUUCAACUGUAUAUUUGCUAAUACAAUCCAGGUAGACCCACUAGGGAUAACCCCGAAUGCGUCCGACUUCAACGUAAUCGAAGUGGACAGCUUUGCUAAUUUGAACAUAGCCGAUUUUAAAAAUAUAGAUAAUGUAUUCAAGAUUAAAGGUGAUCCAUUGGGUACAACCAUUGUGAAUAAACGACGAAUGAAUAUGCUCGAACGAUUUGGAGGUAACGAAUUCAAAAUGAAUGAUUUAAGAGACCAUAUCGAGAAUGAGGACGACGAGUGGAUAGAAAUUAAAUCUUUUGAAGAACCAAUUGUGUCAGUUGGCCCUCGGCUCCCUUUGACAAAUUGUUUGAACCAAAGGUAUGGGGACGGUGGUUCGCUUGAAUUUGGGUUAGGUACUGCGUUUUUGUUGGUAGAAACGGUGGACUCUGAUCGGGUAGUUAACCUCAUUGUUUACUACCAUAAAUUUAAAGAGAAAUUUGAGCUUCAAUGGGCUGUUGCUGUGACUUUGGGGUAUGGGUGUAAUGUCCCCAAAGGUAAAGUGGGACAGAUGUUUAUUACACCUUAUAUGGCCCAGUUUUCAGAUGUGCAAACAAGAACAAUCAAAAUUGUUACUACUAGAGGUUGGUUUCGAAAGAAGAAGAGAAAGUUCAAGAUUGGAAAAUGGAAAGUGGAAAAUCCCGUGAGUUUGUUUGACAUAAGGAAAUCACCCAUUAUUCAAUGUGUAACUGAUGAGAGUUUGUUGGAUUGUCACGGGAAGCUUAAAGGUAAAUUUCGUAUAUUUUAGUAUCUUCAUGAGAUGGUUUGCUCUUUAUUGGCUAUAUAUUGCUUUUUAGAUGUUAUGAAUUUGAAUACCGUGCAUUAUCAAGUACUUUUGAAUUGUAUCGUGUCACGUCUUUGUGGUAAGCCUUAUCUAUUCUCGGGAAUUAGUGGAAGCCAAAAAAAAAAAACAAAAAAAAACGUGUGGUACCCAAAACGCGGGGGAGACCCCCCGAGGGACAGUAAAUACCCACAUGUGAACCAAGAGACAACGUGUUAUCUCUUCCAUACAAGCGAUAUAACUCUCGUAGGUCCAAUUCUUGAUGAAUAUUAAGUUUUCUGUAUUUAUAUAUAAGAGCUUAUAAUAAUGUUGAAACAAAAAAAUAAACUAAAGUGUAGAUAUUCUAAUAAUAGAGAAAGCAAACUUAAUUACUCCCUCUUAAACAAAUAACCAAAUGAAUAUACAACAACACACGGUAGGAUAAAACUAAGUAUUGCAAUAUUAUCGGCCAUCUGUUAUUGUUGUUGUCCCUUCCACUUCUUCUUGUUUUCUGCAUUUCUUUGUUUCUUCUUUUGAACACUUUCAAAUUGCUUGUUCUUAAAGUUUCUACUCUUUGUAUAUUCUUCGUCAGAUUUAAAUGCAUCGUAAGGGGAGCUUGCAAUAUCUUCAAAAUCGUCAUCUUCUUCGGUAGCUAAGGUCUUGAAUUGGUUAGCGUUCACUUUACCUGCACUUGGUUGGUUAGGAACAGGAGCAACCUUAGUCUUUUGUUUCUUAUUUUUGGCCAAUUCGGCAACUUCGGCGUAACUCAACUGCUUAUACAGGAUGUCAAUAAACUCAUCUUCUGCAGUAUGUUCCUUCAUGGAAAUGUUGAUUAAUUUAUUGUCAUUAUUGGAUAUAGUAAAACUUUUAGGAAUUGGGCCAGGUAUUGUGGCUGCAACUGGUUCCUGUUUAGAAGACUUGAACCAUUGAGGGAACAAGUAUGAAGUGAGCUGGGUUUUGAACAUAAUAGAGUGGUCUGAUGUUUAUGUAUGUUAUGAAUGUGGAAACGAAAGAACGUCAAGUCUCUGAUCGUCUAUUUGUGGGUAGCGGCAAAAAAAAACAACUGAUAAGGGAAAAAAGAACACUAGUUAUCUUAGCGUAAUGACACUUGGUAAAUAGCAAAUAAAAGGCUGCUAGCUAGUAUUUUUAAAAAAAAGAACAAGGUUU